Molecule: messenger RNA, 10699 nt
Organism: Callithrix jacchus (white-tufted-ear marmoset)
Lineage: Eukaryota; Metazoa; Chordata; Mammalia; Primates; Cebidae
Source: RefSeq, a predicted model, not a curated record
UGCUGCUGACGGAGCUGGUUCGCCCCCGGCUCGGCUCGUGGCGGGCCAGCCCCUCUUCGUGGGUACUCUGUCAGUCAUUGGCUCCCUGCGGUUUCCUUGGGGACGUGGCGCCGCCGCCGGCCCGGGCUCUCCUUCCGGCUGGGCUAGGGGCCGCGGGGAGCAGCUCGGGACUGAGCCCAGCGCUGUCGAAGGAACCGGCGAGCCGCUUGAUCCCGCUGCAGACGUAGGAGAUGCCUGGAACAAGGAGGCCACCUUCUCAGGGCAAAAGAAAAAGGUGACAGGCGUUGAGCCUACUGAAGGGAACCCAUGGCUAGGAUCAGUUUUUCCUACCUCUGCCCAGCCUCCUGGUACUUCACUGUGCCCACAGUGAGUCCAUUUCUCCGUCAGCGGGUGGCAUUCCUGGGACUCUUCUUCAUAUCCUGUCUCCUUUUACUUAUGUUAAUCAUAGACUUUCGACAUUGGAGUGCCUCAUUACCACGAGAUAGGCAAUACGAAAGGUAUUUGGCUCGAGUAGGGGAGCUUGAAGCUACUGACACUGAAGACCCAAAUCUGAAUUAUGGACUCGUUGUUGACUGUGGCAGCAGUGGUUCCCGGAUUUUUGUUUAUUUCUGGCCAAGACAUAAUGGGAACCCCCAUGACUUGCUGGACAUCAAACAGAUGAGAGACCGCAACAGCCAACCAGUGGUUAAAAAAAUCAAGCCAGGAAUCUCUGCAAUGGCAGACACUCCAGAACAUGCCAGUGAUUACCUUCGUCCUCUGCUGAGCUUUGCUGCUGCUCAUGUGCCUGUGAAGAAGCACAAGGAGACCCCCCUUUAUAUCCUCUGCACAGCAGGCAUGAGGCUUCUCCCUGAGAGAAAGCAGUUGGCUAUCUUGGCUGACCUAGUGAAAGAUUUACCACUGGAGUUUGACUUCCUCUUUUCACAGUCUCAGGCAGAAGUGAUCUCUGGGAAGCAGGAAGGGGUUUAUGCAUGGAUUGGAAUCAACUUUGUUUUGGGAAGAUUCGACCAUGAGGAUGAAUCAGAUGCUGAGGCUACCCAGGAAUUGGCAGCAGGACGGAGAAGGACAGUAGGGAUACUGGAUAUGGGAGGAGCCUCUCUCCAAAUUGCUUAUGAAGUUCCUACCUCAACCUCUGCCCUUCCCGCAAAUCAGGAAGAAGCUGCCAAGAUCCUGCUGGCUGAGUUCAACCUGGGCUGUGAUGUGCAGCACACUGAACAUGUGUACAGGGUUUACGUCACAACUUUUUUGGGUUUCGGAGGCAACUUUGCCCGGCAGCGCUAUGAAGACCUUGUUCUGAAUGAAACUCUUAACAAAAACAGAUUGCUGGGUCAGAAGACAGGUCUGAGUCCCGACAAUCCAUUUCUGGAUCCCUGCCUGCCUGUGGGACUCACAGAUGUGGUGGAGAGGAACAGCCAAGUGUUGCAUGUCCGAGGAAGAGGAGACUGGGUGUCUUGUGGGGCAAUGCUGAGCCCCCUGCUGGCUCGCUCCAACGCCAGCCAGGCCUCACUCAAUGGCAUCUAUCAAUCGCCAAUUGACUUCAACCACAGCGAGUUCUAUGGCUUCUCUGAGUUUUUUUACUGUACAGAGGAUGUGUUGCGCAUUGGUGGCCGCUACCAUGGGCCAACAUUUGCCAAGGCUGCUCAGGAUUACUGUGGCAUGGCUUGGUCGGUACUAACUCAGAGAUUCAAGAAUGGCCUCUUUUCAUCACAUGCAGAUGAGCAUCGACUCAAAUAUCAGUGUUUUAAAUCAGCUUGGAUGUAUCAAGUCUUACAUGAAGGAUUCCACUUUCCCUAUGACUACUCAAACCUGCGGACAGCCCAGCUGGUGUAUGACCGAGAGGUUCAGUGGACGCUGGGAGCCAUUCUAUAUAAAACACGAUUCUUACCACUCAGAGUCUCAGUCUGUUGCCCAGGCUGGAGUGCAGCGGCACGAUAUUGACUCACUGCAACCUCUGCCUCUCGGGUUCAAGCAAUUCUUCUGCCUCAGCCUCCUGAGUAGCGGGACUACAGGUACACACCACCACACCCAGCUAAUUUUUGUAUUUUUAGUAGAGACGGGGUUUCACCAUAUUGGGCAGGUGGGUCUCAAAUUCCUGAUUUUGUGAUCUACCCACUUGGGCCUCCCAAAGUGGUGGGAUUAUAGCCGUAAGCCAUCGCACCUGGCCUAAUCUUUUAAUUUAUUGUAAGUAUGGAAAAUAUUUUCUCCUAGUCUGUCACCUUUUCUUUCUUCUUUCUUUCUUUCCUUCCUCCCUCCCUCCCUCCCUCCCUCUCUCCUCUCUCUCUCUCUCUCUUUCUUUCUUUCUUUCUUUCUCUUUCUUUCUUUGUUUUUAACAGACAGGAUCUCACUCUGUUGCCCAGGCUGGGGUGCAGUAGUGUGAUCUUGGCUCACUGUAACCUCAACCUCCCUGGCUUGGGUGAUCCUCCCACCUCAGCCUCCCAAGUAGUUUGGACUACAGGCACACACCCACAUACCCAUCUAACUUUUGUAUUUUUGGUAGAGACAGGGUUUUGUCAUGUUGCCCAGGCUGGUCUCAAAUUCCUGGCUCCAGUGAUCUGCCCACCUAAGCCUCCCAAAGUGCUGGGAUUACAGGCAUGAGCCAUUGUGCCCAGCCUCUUUUUAACUUUGUACUGGGGAUACUGUCAGACCAAAAAGAAGUGGUUUAUACCUGUGUAUACGCCAAAGCCAGCAGAGUCAUUGCUGCCAUCUUGGUCCUUCUAGGAAGGGGAAUUCUCCGGGAAAAGAAGUACAGCACUGUAAUGGCAGUGACUGAAGUGAUUCCCUGCAGGAAGAAAGAUUCUAACACAUUAGAAAGAAGUGCCAGGUUUCUAUUCACCUUACAUGUAUCUCCUCUAGAAACCACUCAGCAACCAAGAAGUACCGUCCUGUACCAGUCACAGAGAAGAUCCCUGCAGUUCCACCCUGAUUCCUCCACUGCAGACUGUCUCUUCCACUGUCCUCUUCUGCUUGCCACUUAAAUGUUGGUGUGACCCAGGGCUCCACCUAAGUUUCUGUAUGUACCUCUUUAUAUACCCUCACUCCCAGUGAUCUCAUCCACCUUCCAAUGUGGGUGUUCCCCUCAUAUGUAAGUCAUUCUUUGCAUGCUUAUCCCUAACUGUAGCUCUAAUUCUAUAUUCUUAAAGCAGGGCUGACCCCAGCAGAUGAGGGUUAUCUUCCUGGGCUAGGAGUGGAGAAAGUGGUGGUGCCACCUGCUGGUGCUAAAAAUGACCUAAUAUCUCAUUUUCAUUCCUAUCCCUUCAGAACAAAGGUCCAGGACUGGCAAUAAGGUCCCCUUCCUCUCCCACGAUAUCAGGGAGAAUGUUUUCUAUCAUAUGUCUACAUUUAUUUCACUUUGUUUCCUUUUCAGAGCUUUCCACACUGACAAUUUCAAUCAGGCUUGCUUAUGCCAAAAACUGUGUGCAGGUGGGGACUCAGUCCACAGCAGGUAAUGGUGCCUCUGCCCAGUCCCUGUUGCACAGCUGAAUCCUCUGGCCCUCUCUCUCUGUAUGUACUCUCUUUCAUCUCACACUCAACAUGCCUCCAUCUGAUGACAUCCUCCCACCUCUAGCUUCACACUCAUUUCGAUGGUCCCAUUCCUGUUGGUCAUGUUUUAAGCAUGCUGCAGACAGCCAAUCUAUUAACUCACUCCUCUCUCUCUCUCUCUCUCUCUCUUCUUAUUUUUAAAUUUAACUUUUUAAGAGACAGGAUCUCACUCUGUCUCCCAGGCUACAGUACAGUAAUGUGAUCACAGCUCACUGCAGCCUCAAGCUCCUGGGCUCAAGCAAUCUUUUCACUUCAGCCUCCAAAAGUGCUGGUAUUACAGGUGUGAGCCACUGUGCCCAGGCUCUGUGUUCCUUUAAAUUCUCUCUCAGAUGUAUCAUUCUUCUCAAGUUCCAUUCCCACCAUGUAGCCCCCAUAUCUCUCACCCUCCUCGGCACUGUGCAGUGGCACUAUGCUUUUCACAGUCUCCUUACUGCUGAUCUUUCCCCACUCCAAUUCAUCACACCCAGUCCUCCAAGCCAAUCUUUACAUGGCCCAUAGCAGACCCUCACUACAUAUUAGCUUAAAUAGAAUAAAAAGUACUGGUGAAGCUCCUGGCUCCUGGCUCCUUGAGGUUCUGGUUUAGCUGCAAUAGCUAUGUGCUCAGCAACUAUGGUCUCCACAUUCUUCUCUCUACUCAACCUCAUUUCUGCUGAAAUGACUUUCUAGGUAUGUGCAGGAUUGAGGGAGGUUAUCACUUGCCAAGUGGUAAAAGGCAUAUUUGAACUUUAAGAAGCUGGUAAUGCCCUGAAAGCUAGAAUUUGGCUGGGGUGGGUGCUGAGGGACAGGGGUGAGUAAUGAGGACAAAAACAUUACAUCGGAGAACUAGUCCCAAAAUUUCUUCCAAAGAGAGCAGGAAAUAUAGGUCCUGCUCUACCCUGUCACUGUUGCCAUCAGUGCUUCACCGAUGACACCCCAAAGCCUAUGAUAGGCUCCUGUGCUCUCUGGCAGGUAACCACCAGCUACACUUACCAGAAUCCGGUGAUCAAACUGCACCAUGGUGGGAUUCUCAAAAACAUUCCUCAGGAUGGGGGAGAAGGUAAAGAGGUCCUCCGGGAUCCAGGAUUCUCCCAUUUUGGGAAAGGAGUUGUAAACAAGCCCAGCAUCUAGCCCUGCCACAAAAGCCCCUGCAUUCCAAGGUAAGUGGUAUUUAUUAAAAUGAGAGGAAGAAGAGACCAGAUAUUAGUUCUGACAUAGAAAAGUUCUGUUAUCCCAGAGUUAAACUAAGGGAAUAAUCAGAGAAUAAUAGAAAGAUCUACAACAGGAGUUCUCCAACAGGGAAGAUCCAUCUCAAUCACCAUAGAAACUUCAAAUCUCUGCAUCCUUACCUGCUCCCACCCCAAGAUUCUGCUUCCUCUAGAGAAGUGGAGUAGAGGCUCUGGUGUAGCAGGAGGAGGAGAGGCUUAUUAGCUUAGAAAAAUUCCCUUAGUGAUUUUGAUGCCCUCCUCACCCCCGACUGAAUGCUACUGAUUUAUUUUAGAAAUGCUCUCCCACAGAUGUCUACAUCUUGGACAUCUUGUCUACAUCUUGGAAGUAAGGGAGAUGACUCCCUUACUUCCUCAGCUUCCACUCAGAUGUCCUUAUCAAAGAGAUUUCACUUGAUGAUCCCAUGUAAAAUGGCACUCCCCUAGCCCAUUUUCUCUCUCCUAACCCUAAUUUAUUGUUCUUCAUGACAUCUAACACAUUAUGUUUCUAUUGUGCAUUAUCUGUCUUCCCCAAAUGCUCAAUAAAUGUUUUUUGACUGAACAUAGAAGUUAGAAAAAUCCCAAAACUUAUAAAUGAAAUCCUGGAUAAACAAAUAAAGAGGGUAUUCAUGAAUGAAUGGAUGACUGAUCCAUUAUUUAUUAUCAAAGAAAAUCCAGAAAUGUUUGGGUCACCCUCCCUUUUUUUUUUUUUUUUUUUUUUUUUCCUGUUUUUGAGUCAGAGUCUUGCUCUGUCACCCAGGCUGGAGUGCAGCGGCAUAAUCUCAGUUCACUGCAGCCCUGACCUCCUGGGCUCAAGCAAUCUUCCCGCCUUAGCCCCUGAGUCGCAGGGACUACAGGUGUACAACAUCACACCUGGUUAAUUUUUGUAUUUUUUGUAGAGACGAGGUUUCACCAUUUUGCUCAGGCUGGUCUUGAACUCCCUGGCUCAAGCAAUCCACCUGCCUCAGCAUCCCAAAGUGCUGGAAUCACAGAUGUAAGUCACCAUACCCAACCCACUCCAUAUUUUUAAAUACCUCUUAUGAAGUAAAAAUUCAUGCUCUUAUACCAAAAAUAAAAGUGUUGAGUAGCUCAUUGGUUUGAAUCAAUAUUAUUUUUAUUCCAGAGCAGUGCUGUCAAUAGAACUUUCUGUGAGAGUGGAAGUGUUCUGUAUUUGUGUCGUCCAAUAUACUAGCCACUAGCCACAUGUGCCUAUGGAGCAUCUGAAAUGUGGCCAGUGUGACUGAAGAACUAAAUUUUAUUUAACCUUAAAUUAAUAAGUUUAAAUAUCCAUACGAGGCUACAGAUUCCUCCACUAGAUAGUGCAGUUCUAGAAUGAGAGCAGCAGAGGUGCUGUGGUUUAAAGAAUGAAAAAGGCUGGGCUUCUGGCUUAUGCCUACAAUCCCAGCACUUUGGGAGGCCGAGGUGGGUAGAUCACUUGAGGUCAGGAGUUCCAGACCAGCCUGGCCAAAGUGGUGAAACCCCGUCUCUACUAAAAAUAUAAAAAUUAGCUGGGCGUGGUGUUGUGCACCUGUAGUCCCAGCUACUUGGGAGGCUGAGGCACAAGAAUCGCUUGGACCCAGGAGGCAGAGGUUGCAGUAAGCUGAGAUCAUGCCACUGCACUCCAGCCUGAGCAACCGAGUAAGACUCGGUCUCAAAAAAAAAAGAAUGAAAAAAAUCCUAUGUUGGUCUCUCUGUGCCAAUGAACUCUCCACCUGUAACCAUCUGUGAGGGCAAGUCUUUUGUCUGACCCAUCUUGAUGUAAUGUGAUAACAAUAAUGUUUAUAUAAUAGUAACAGCUAACACUUAUAUAGCCUUUGCUUCAUACCAGGUACUGUUCUACACAUUUCACAUUUACUACUCAUACUGUUGUCAUAAUCUCCAUUUUACAGAUAAGGUCUCAAAGUCCCAAGAGAGGUUACAGAGCUUGCAAAGGUCAUACAGUUCACAGGUGGCGAAGCUAGGAUUUGAACCUAGGCAGUCUGGAUCUAGGUACAUGUUCAAAAUUUUUGUUCAAUUGACAGGAAUGUAGAAUUUUUGGAAGAGAGAAAGGAACAGGAAACAGGGUGAAGAUGGUGGGAAUGUGAGAAGCAGAUGUGAAAAGGAAAUAUAAAGAUGCAGAAGGAAGGGGCAAAGCAUCAGGCAAGAGGUCCCACCUUUGAGUACAAUGCUAACAGGUCAUUUCCGAUGAGCUGAGUCCUACCUGAGAGAGCUGUAAGGAACACCAGACCUGCUGUUCCAUGAGCAAAUCGUCUCAACCGUAGGAGCUGACGGGUUUCAGGCAACUAAAUAAGAAAAAAAAAUCAGUUAAACUGUGUUGCAGGAACAAUGAGAGGCAGCAAAGAUCUCCAAUGCCAAACCCAAGUGACAAAUUAGGAUCAGAUCUUCUCUGACUCCUAGACUAGGUUUAGUAUUCCCAGCAGAUAUUCUGUUCCAACGUGCGCUGGACUUUAUUAUAAUUAUAUGUUACUAUCUGUUUUCCCUGAUACCCCGUUAAGUUUUGUGAAGGCAGGAACUGCCAUCUUUCUUACAACAGCAAUCUUAGCUUAGUGAUUGGCGCAUAGGUACUCAUUACAUAUCUGUUCAAAAACUGAAUGAUUUACAUUAUUCAGGAAAAAAUGCUUCAUCACAGCUAAAAGGAUAUAGCUUAAGAUCAGGACUGGAUUUUUCAUGUGUGUCAUAUCAGUGUUUAGCAAAUACAGUCAGAAUCAAAAUUGCAUAAAAUGCUUAGAGAUUUCUGUGUUUAGUGUUUUUGAUAAAAUCAAAAUUUGUUUUUAUUCUUACUACAGCCAACUUCUAAUACUAAUCAAUGAAUCAUCAAAUAUUUAUUAAGAGCUUUAUAAAAAGGUGACUAUAAAGAUACAAAGGAGUUAUGUCAGAAUGCUACCCUCAAAUAGCUUACAAUCUACUAUAUGAAAAGUUAGAUAUCAUUGCUAACAUAUCAUAGAACUUGCUGUGAUGGAAAAGGACUAUCAUCUACCUAAGAAGAGCUUGAAACCUGGCUAGUAUGACUGAAAAUUAAAUAAAAAAUUAAUUUAAAGGUUAAGUAAAAAAAAGUUUACUUAAAUAAAGUUAAUUUUAUUAAAUUAAUUAAAAAAAAUUUUUUUUCUUCCUCAUUCUGUCACCCAGACUGAAGUGCAGUGGUGUAAUCUUGGCUCACUGCAACCUCCAACUCCCACAUUCAAGUGAUUCUCCUGACUCAGCCUCCCAAGUAGCUAGGAUUACAGGCGUGUGCCACUAUUGCCUGGCUAAUUAUUUAAUUUUUAGUAGAGAUGGGGUUUUAACAUGUUGGCCAGACUGAUCUCGAACUCCUGACCUCAAAUGAUCCAUCCACCUCAGCCUCCUAAAAUGCUGGGAUUACAGGCAUGAGCCACCGUGCCCAGCCUUAAUUAAUUAAAAUUUAAAUAGCCAUAUGUAGCUAGUAGCUAAUGUGUUGGACAGCACUGCACUAUAUGGCUCAUUGGCUAGCAUCUCAAAUCCUUUUUGUAAUUAGGUGAAUCUAAAUAUACAGAGAAAAACAAUUAAUUGAUAAAGUUAUCAGUAACCUUUAAGAGUACAAUUUCAGCAGUGAGAGUAUGUGGGUUUAUGUGUGACUGUGGGUAAAUGUGUGACUGUGUAUGUAUUGGGUAGGGUGGGGAAGAUAAUUACAGGGAUUGAAAAGAAGGAAUAGGUUGUCAGGAGGCAGCAGCUAUAUAUGCAGGCAAUUCAUUUUAGAAGUUUGGCUUUGACUGGUGUGGUGGCUCACACCUGUAAUCCCAGCACUUUGGGGAGGCAGAGGCAGAGGCAGGUGGAUCACCUGAGGUCAGGAGUUCGAGAGCAGCCUGGCCAACAUGGCAAAACCCCAUCUCUACUAAAAAUACAAAAAAAUUAGCUGGGCAUGAUGGCUUGUGCCUGUAGUCCCAGCUACUUGGGAGGCUGAAGCAGGAGAAGUGCUUGAACCCGGGAGGCAGAGGUAGCAGCGAGCCAAGAUCACGCCACUGCAUUCCAGCCCGGGCAACAGAGCGAACUGGAACAAACAAACAAACAACAAAAACAAAAGAAGUCUGGCUUUAAAAGUCAGGAGAACAGGAAUUAUUCAGACGUGGUUUUCUAGUACAUCGAUAUUUCAACCCAAUUGGCUUGUCUGUGGGAAUGACUGCCCAGACAACAUCUUCAGUCCUUAUCGGGAUCAAGCUGCUUGUUCCAAGUACCUAACAGAUAAUUCAGCUCAAAAGUCCUGCUGUCAUCUCAAACUUUUCUCCAGGAACAGCUUACUCAGGUCAACCCAUGAUUUCAAUACCUAAUAUAAGACUCUUUUUUUUUUUUUUUUUUUGAGACAGAAUUUCACUCUUGUUCCCCAGGCUGGAGUGCAAUGGUGCAAUCCGGCUCACAACUUCCACCUCCCAGGUUCAAGUGAUUCUCUUGCCUCAGUCUCCCAAGUAGCUGGGAUUACAGGUAUGCGCCACCAUGCCCAGCUAGUUUUGUAUUUUUAGUAGAGAUGGGGUUUCUCCAUGUUGCUCAGGUUGGUCUUGAACUCCCAACCUCAGGUGAUCUGCCUGCCUCGGCCUCCCAAAGUGCUGGGAUUACAGGCAUGGGCCAUUGCACCCAACCAAGACUCAUGUUAAAAACAAUUCUCGGGGAAAAAAAAUGUCCUAUAAGGGUGCAGUGUCUUGAGACCUCUAUUAUUAAUGAAGGUCUCAAAAAAAUGUUAUACCUUGCUUUUAAAUCAAAGCAUAAAAUGAAAAACUAGCAUUCUCCUUUAAUCAGCAUACAGAAAAAUACUUCAGACAAAAUCACUAAGGUUUCCUAUAUUAUUAGACUUAAGUGGUAGGUCCCUGUUUAAUGAACAAUACAAUAUGGCUCUUAUACACCCCAGAAAUUCAGAAACACCUCUGUUCUGAUCUUCCUCACCUUGCCAUCUACCAUCCCUUCUGGGAGUCGAAGGUAAAGUGACAGGGAUAUCUCUUGUUGUUGGUAUUCCCUCCCACUCUAUUUUUCAAUUUGUGUUUCACCUUUCCCAGUAGAAAAUGUUGGCAAAAUAUUCAGCUCCCAUGUGAUCCAGUAAUUCUACUUCUAGAUACAUAUCCAAAAGAAUUUGAAAGCAGGGUCUUGAAGAGAUAUUUCCACACAACUCACCUUGUGUGGAGGCAGUAGCAGUGAGAGUGAGGUCCAUAAGCUGGCACAAUAAAGAACCAGGGCUGAUCCCAGGUGAGCAGCGAGGCGGUACUGACUGACCCGAGGGAUGUCAUGGGCGUCUGGUUUUUCUUCUAGUCCGCUUUUCACCAUAUACCAUCCCAACAGACCCUAGAACCCCCAAGUGACAAAGCAAACAAAACCAGGUUAAAAUGAUCUGUUCAACUUUACUGAGGAAGUGGGCUAUCAGGAGUACUCGCUACCCUCCCCCUUCUCUUUCCAUACCCUCCCCAAUAUGCACUGUCCCAAGAUUCAUGACUUAUUCACAAUUCUUCAUAUAUCACCAUUAAUACUUAACUACUAUUUAGAUAAGAAGUAUCCAAUCUUUUGGCUUCCCUGGGCCAAACUGGAAGAAGAAUUGUCUUCAGCCAUGCAUAAAAUACGUUAACGAUAGCCGAUGAGCUUAAAAACAAAAGGGUCCAUGCAUAUGUCUUAUAAAACUAGACCGAAUACUUUGGAGAAACUUAAUAAAGGUAAAUGCUUAAAAAUAACUACCAUCAGAGCCGGGCGCGGUGGCUCAAGCCUGUAAUCCCAGCACUUUGGGAGGCCGAGGCGGGUGGAUCUCGAGGUCAAGAGAUGGAGACCAUCCUGCUUCAAUGAGGUGAAACCCUGCCUCUACUAAAAAUACAAAAAAUUAGCUGGGCAUGGUGGCGCGUGCCUGUAAUCCCAGCUACUUAGGAGGCUGAGGCAGGAGAAUUGCCUGAACCCAGGAGGCGGAGGUUGCGGUGAGCAGAGAUUGUGCCAUUGCACUCCAGCCUGGGUAACAAGAGCAAAACUCCAUCUCCAAAAAAAAAAAAAAAAAAAAAAAACAA